This is a messenger RNA of Theileria orientalis strain Shintoku, 1008 nucleotides long. RefSeq lists its product as hypothetical. Gene Ontology annotation, molecular function: ribosome binding; protein binding; 7S RNA binding. NCBI's taxonomy places the organism in Eukaryota, Apicomplexa, Aconoidasida, Piroplasmida, Theileriidae. Gene Ontology annotation, cellular component: signal recognition particle, endoplasmic reticulum targeting. The record is from RefSeq and is a predicted model, not a curated record. Gene Ontology annotation, biological process: SRP-dependent cotranslational protein targeting to membrane. The transcript has 3 exons. The coding region runs from base 1 to 1008 and encodes 335 amino acids.
AUGACGACAGUGGAGAACGCUGAUUUGUCAUCAAUCCCUAGUUGUUUGAAACAACUACAAUACUAUUUGGACGAGGCUAAGUACUCAGAAGCCGCAAAACUUUGUCAUAAGUGUCUGAAGGAAUGGCCAGGAGAAAACACGUUUUACAGAGUAAAAGUUUUCUGCGAAAUACAGCUGUCGAGGUGGCACAGCUGCCUCCAAACAAUAGGCUGGUUGCACGGAUAUCGCACACACCCGGCAGUAUCAGAUAAGCCGCGCAAGAGAAGAGAAACACACCUGAACCACUGCGACGACGAAAUGAGAAAAGGACAGGAAGCACUGGAGAAGAUAAGAAACGCCGCGAAGGCGCACUACGCGAACGAUAACUGCCUCUGGUUCCACUUUGAGCAGAGCUACUGCUACUAUAAGCUGGGAAAGUACGACCUGGGCCUGAAGGCACUGUCAAUGUGCACGGAAAGCGUGCCGCCGAGAGAGCUGAUCAAGAGCCAGGACGAGUACCCGCUGGACGCGACGACGUUCCCAGACACAAAGUCGACGCUGUUGAAGGCGCAGCUGUGUCUGAGGCUGGGCCACUUCAAGGAGGCGAGUGAAAUAUACGCAUCGCUGAAGCUGAAGGGAGCCGAGUCUCUGCUGCAGGUGAAUCGGCUGAGCGUGGACAUAUCGCUGGCAUCAAGGUCGCCGAAGGACCAGAGGCAGCAGCUGCUGGAGACAGUUAACAGGAAGAUAGACGACCACAUGGACAGGGCGAAGUCGGACGACCCGUACGAGCUGUACUUCAACUACGCAUGCGCCUGCGUGCUGUCGAAUGACGUGCUGAAGGCCCAAGACUACCUGGAUGUAGCAAACGAAAUGUUGGAAAAUGAGUUGAAAUCGGAAGAAUAUGACCCGGACGAACAAGUGGAAUUCGCAAACAUAUUCGCAUUCAGAGCAUUCCUGAAUUCGAAAAGAGGAAACGAAGAGUUGGCAAGAAGCAUAAAUAAGAAGCUGCUGGAGACGUUCAUGAAGUGA